AGGUGUUUUCCAUUGGACAGACGAGAGAGGGAACCGACCCGUAAAGAUCAGGCCAUCUUCUCUCUUAAUUCAAAGCCAACUCGAUUUUAAGGCUUCCUCAGAGUGAUAGAGGGAGAGAGACGAUCUUAAAAGGUGAGGCAUUCCUUUUUUGAUUCAGAGGCUUCUUCCUCUGAAUCAAGAAGGCGAGGCAUUCCAAAAAUUUGAGGCAUUCCUUUCUCUUGAUUCAGAGGCUGUUUCCUUUUAAGGUUUUUCAGAGAGACAGAACGUGGAGAACCGAUCUUAACAAUGUGGAGCCAGGAAUCGAGCUCGGCGGGGCCGCAGACUCUGAUGAGGCGGCCCUCGACGAGGAGUGCGGCCAUGACCACAUUCAGUCAGGAGGUGUUCGACAACGAGGUGGUGCCUUCGUCCCUCGGCAGCAUCGCGCCCAUCCUCCGUGUCGCCACUGAGAUCGAAGCUGAACGCCCACGUGUCGGUUAUCUAUGCCGAUUUUAUGCUUUCGAGAAAGCACAUAGGUUGGAUAUGAGCUCAACCGGACGAGGCGUUCGUCAGUUCAAGACUUCAUUGCUUCAACGUUUAGAAAGGGACAAUGCACCGAGUCUUGCAGCAAGGAUAAAAAAAAGUGAUGCACGAGAGAUAGAGAGCUUUUACCAACAAUACUAUGAGCAUUAUGUUAGAGCUCUGGAUAGAGGAGAGCAGGCAGAUAGAGCUCAACUUGGAAAGGCCUACCAAACUGCUGGAGUGCUCUUUGAAGUGCUUUGUGCUGUUAACAAGACUGAAAAAGUCGAAGAAGUUGCUCCUGAGAUUAUUGCGGCUGCCAGAGAUGUCCAAGAAAAGACGGAAAUUUAUACCCCGUAUAAUAUUCUUCCUCUGGAUGCUGCUGGUGCUUCCCAAUCUAUUAUGCAACUUGAAGAGAUUAAAGCAGCAGUUGCUGCUUUGUGGAACACUCGUGGUUUGAAUUGGCCUGCCACAUUUGAACAGCACAGGCAGAAAUCUGGAGACCUAGAUCUUCUUGAUUGGCUGAGGGCUAUGUUCGGAUUUCAGAGGGACAAUGUCAGGAACCAGAGGGAGCAUUUGAUAUUAAUGCUUGCCAAUGUACAUAUACGACUGGUUCCGAAGCCUGAACCUCUUAACAAGUUGGAUGACCGCGCUGUAGAUUCAGUUAUGGGCAAGCUCUUCAAAAACUACAAAACCUGGUGCAAAUUCUUGGGACGUAAGCACAGUUUGCGGCUCUCACAAGGGCAACAAGAUGUGCAGCAGAGGAAGAUACUUUAUAUGGGUCUCUAUCUUCUGAUUUGGGGUGAAGCAGCAAAUGUUCGCUUUAUGCCAGAGUGCCUAUGCUACAUUUUUCAUAAUAUGGCAUAUGAACUUCAUGGUCUAUUGGCUGGAAAUGUCAGCAUUGUAACUGGGGAGAACAUUAAACCUUCUUAUGGUGGGGAAGACGAGUCUUUUCUGAGAAAAGUUGUAACCCCAGUGUACCGUGUAAUUGAAAAGGAAGCCAAGAAAAGCAAGAACGGAAGGGCCCCUCAUUCGGCUUGGUGUAACUAUGAUGAUUUAAAUGAGUAUUUCUGGUCUGCUGAUUGCUUCUCUCUGGGUUGGCCUAUGCGUGAUGAUGGUGAUUUCUUUAAAUCAACUUGUGAUUCUAGGUCUGCAUCUCAGGGAAGACAUGCAUCUCAAAAGAAACCAGAGAAAAGAACUGGGAAGUCAAAUUUUGUAGAAACCAGAACAUUUUGGCAUAUUUUUAGGAGUUUUGACCGUAUGUGGACGUUCUACAUACUGGCAUUACAGGCUAUGAUUAUAAUUGCAUGGCAUGGUGCUUCUCCUUUGGAUAUCAUGCAGAAAGACCUCUUGUAUCCUGUGUUAAGCAUCUUCAUCACAGCUGCUGUUCUACGCCUCCUCCAAAGCAUUUUGGACUUUGUGUUGAACUUCCCGGGUUAUCAUAGAUGGAAAUUCACUGAUGUGUUGAGAAAUGUGCUCAAGAUACUUCUUAGUCUUGCAUGGGUUGUCAUCCUACCCGUAUGCUAUAUGCAUUCCUGGAAAAAGCCGCCGAUUCUAGUGAAAGAUUUGAGAAUGUUGCUUCAUGAUACAUUGGGUGUGCCACCUUUGUAUAUCUUGGCUGUGUUGUUGUACUUGCUUCCAAAUAUUCUUGCUGGAAUAUUUUUUAUAUUUCCUAUGCUGCGACGUUGGAUAGAAAACUCAGAUUGGCACAUUAUAAGAUUUCUUCUAUGGUGGUCUCAGCCAAGAAUUUAUAUUGGAAGGGGGAUGCACGAGAGCCAGUUUGCACUUUUCAAGUACACUUUUUUCUGGGUGCUGCUUCUGUUUUGCAAAUUUGCAUGCAGCUAUUACAUCCAGAUAAAGCCUUUGGUGAAACCUACAAAAGACAUCAUGAAUGUUCGUCAUGUGCAAUAUACCUGGCAUGAGUUCUUCCCUAAUGCUCAACAUUAUAUUGGUGCUAUUGUCUCACUCUGGGCACCUGUAAUACUGGUUUACUUUAUGGAUACCCAAAUUUGGUAUGCGAUUUUCUCUACCCUAUAUGGUGGUGUUUCUGGAGCUUUUGGUCGUCUUGGCGAGAUACGCACCUUGGGCAUGCUGCGGUCAAGAUUCCAUUCUUUACCGGGUGCAUUUAAUUCAUAUUUGGUUCCUUCUGAAAAGAUUAGGAAUCGGGGAUUUUCUUUCUCGAAACGCUUUGUGGAGGUCUCUCCGGGCAGGAGAAUUGAGGCUGCAAGAUUUGCUCAGUUAUGGAAUGAAGUAAUAUGUAGUUUCCGCGAAGAAGACAUUAUAAGUGACAGGGAAAUGGAUCUCAUGUUGGUUCCAUAUUCGUGUGACCCAAGUUUGAAACUCAUUCAGUGGCCACCUUUCCUGUUGGCUAGCAAGAUACCUAUAGCCCUGGAUAUGGCAGCCCAAUUUCGGUCCAAAGAUUCUGAUCUUUGGAAGCGCAUCUGUGCUGAUGAAUAUAUGAAGUGUGCUGUGCUUGAAUGCUAUGAAUCAUUUAAACACGUCCUUAACAUUUUGGUGGUUGGAGACAAUGAGAAAAGGAUAAUUGGAAUUAUUAUUAAAGAAAUUGAGGUUAAUAUCUCAAAGAACAUAUUUCUAGCAAAUUUUAGAAUGGGUCCACUGCCUGCCCUUUGUAAGAAAUUUGUGGAGCUUGUAGAAAUCUUGAAAGAUGGUGAUCCCUCUAAGAGAGACAUGGUUGUGUUAUUGCUUCAAGACAUGUUAGAAGUCGUUACCCGUGAUAUGAUGGUGAAUGAGAUCCGUGAAUUGGUGGAACUUGGUCACGGUACCAAAGAUUCAGUUCCUGGAAAAUAUGACAUAGUUACAUCACAAACUGGUAGACAGCUUUUUGCCGGUACAGAUCCAAAGCCUGCUGUUCUAUUCCCUCCAGUUGUUACUGCACAAUGGGAAGAACAGAUCAAACGCCUUUACCUGCUUCUAACAGUGAAGGAGUCUGCUGUAGAGGUUCCUACUAAUCUUGAAGCUCGAAGGAGGAUUGCAUUCUUUGCAAAUUCUUUAUUUAUGGACAUGCCACGUGCUCCUCGAGUCCGUAAAAUGCUUUCAUUCAGUGUCAUGACUCCAUACUACAGUGAGGAGACGGUUUAUUCUAAAACUGACCUUGAGCUAGAAAAUGAAGAUGGUGUAUCAAUCAUUUUCUACCUGCAAAAGAUUUUCCCAGAUGAGUGGAACAAUUUCAUGGAGCGGCUUAACUGCAAACGAGAGAGUGAGGUGUGGAGUAAUGAAGAGAAUGUCUUGCAUCUUCGUCAUUGGGCCUCUCAACGAGGACAGACACUUAGCAGAACUGUUCGUGGAAUGAUGUACUAUAGAAGGGCUUUGAAGCUUCAGGCUUUCCUUGACAUGGCUUCUGAAAGUGAGAUCUUAGAAGGCUACAAGGCAGUUACGGAUCCUUCAGAGGAAGAAAAGAAGAGCCAAAGAUCACUAUCUGCUCAGCUAGAGGCUCUGGCUGAUAUGAAGUUUACGUAUGUUGCCACCUGCCAAAAUUAUGGCAACCAAAAGCAAUCUGGAGAUCGCCGUGCUACAGAUAUACUGAAUUUGAUGGUUAACCAUCCUUCUCUUCGUGUGGCAUAUAUUGAUGAAGUUGAGGAAAGAGAAGGUGGCCAAGUACAGAAGGUCUACUAUUCUGUUUUGGUUAAAGCUGUUGACAAUCUUGACCAGGAAAUCUACCGUAUAAAGUUGCCAGGAUCUGCAAAGAUAGGGGAAGGCAAGCCAGAAAAUCAAAACCAUGCAAUCGUUUUUACUCGUGGGGAAGCUCUUCAGACUAUUGACAUGAACCAGGAUAAUUACUUGGAAGAGGCUUUCAAAAUGCGGAAUCUCUUGGAAGAGUUCAAUGAAGAUCAUGGAGUUCGCUCGCCAACAAUUCUUGGUGUUCGGGAACACAUUUUCACAGGAAGUGUGUCAUCUUUGGCGUGGUUCAUGUCAAACCAGGAGACGAGUUUUGUCACUAUUGGUCAAAGGGUACUUGCAAACCCAUUGAAGGUCCGAUUCCACUAUGGUCAUCCAGAUGUGUUUGAUAGGAUCUUUCACAUUACGAGAGGUGGAAUCAGCAAAGCUUCCCGGGGAAUCAAUCUAAGUGAGGAUAUUUUUGCAGGUUUCAACUCCACACUGAGGCGGGGCAAUGUCACCCACCAUGAGUACAUCCAAGUUGGGAAAGGACGUGAUGUGGGUCUUAAUCAAAUCUCACUCUUUGAAGCAAAGGUAGCCUGUGGAAAUGGAGAGCAGAUACUGAGUAGAGACAUUUAUCGCUUGGGCCAUCGUUUUGAUAUGUUUCGCAUGCUAUCUUGUUACUUCACCACUGUUGGAUUUUAUGUCAGCUCCAUGUUGGUGGUCAUCAUUGUUUAUGUCUUCCUCUAUGGAAAAUUGUACUUAUCACUGAGCGGGCUGGAGAAGUCACUUGUGAAGGUGGCCAAGUCAAGGGGAAACAACCCACUAGAGGCAGCUUUGGCCUCACAGUCCCUUGUCCAAAUUGGAUUGCUUAUGUCACUGCCCAUGGUGAUGGAGAUUGGGCUAGAGAGAGGUUUCAGGACUGCUCUAAGUGACAUUGUGAUCAUGCAAUUGCAGCUUGCCGCUGUCUUCUUCACCUUCUCUCUAGGCACCAAGACGCACUAUUUUGGUCGCACAGUGCUUCAUGGAGGGGCCAAGUAUAGGGCAACUGGCCGUGGUUUCGUGGUGCGCCAUGAGAAGUUCACUGAGAACUACAGGCUCUAUUCGAGAAGUCACUUUGUUAAAGGACUUGAGCUUAUGGUCCUGCUUCUUGUGUACAUGAUCUAUGGAUCAGUGGCCACUGACUUCUCUUCUUAUGUGCUUCUCACUGUGUCGAUGUGGUUUCUGGUGGUUUCAUGGCUUUUUGCUCCAUUUUCGUUCAACCCAUCAGGAUUUGAGUGGCAAAAGAUUGUGGAGGAUUGGGAUGAUUGGACCAAGUGGAUUAGUAGCAGAGGGGGAAUUGGUGUGCCAGCAACCAAGAGUUGGGAGUCUUGGUGGGAUGAGGAGCAAGAGCAUCUGCAAUACACAGGGUUUAUGGGGCGACUUUGGGAGAUAGUCCUUUCGUUUCGCUUCUUCCUCUACCAGUAUGGCAUUGUGUACCACCUCCAUGUUUCCAAUGGAAACACCAGCAUAGUGGUGUAUGGUCUGUCUUGGCUCGUUAUUCUUGCUGUGAUGUUGAUCUUAAAGGUGGUAUCAAUGGGAAGGAAGAAGUUCAGUGCAGAUUUCCAGCUGAUGUUCAGGCUCCUUAAGCUGUUUCUAUUUAUUGGCUCAGUAGGAACCCUUGGGGUUCUGUUCGCCUUCCUUAACCUCACAGUUGGGGAUCUUUUUGCCAGCAUUUUGGCUUUCAUGCCAACAGGGUGGGCUAUAUUACAGAUUGCACAGGCAUGCAGGCCAGUGAUGAAGGCUUUCGGUCUAUGGGGCUCAGUGAAAGCCCUUGCAAGGGGUUAUGAGUACCUCAUGGGCCUCAUCAUCUUUACACCAGUUGUUGUUCUCGCAUGGUUCCCCUUUGUCUCAGAGUUCCAAACUAGGCUUCUAUUCAACCAAGCAUUCAGCAGAGGCCUCCAAAUUUCACGUAUUCUGUCCGGUGGGAAGAAGCAAAACUAAAAAAUCAUAUAGAAGAAUUUAGGUCUUCGAAAUGUCUUUUCUUUUUUCCUGUUUAUUAUUAGAUGGGAAAAGUCCAACCAGAAGGAAACCUGUGUAUUUUGAAAAGGAAGAUGCUGUUAAAUUGUAAAAUAGCGUUCUUUUUUGUAGAUUUGUGAAGCCAUUGUUCUCAGUUGAACAUUCCAUCUCUAUAUACGCAUACAUCACUUAUUAUUAUUUUACCAUGGAGUUUCUUUUUCCCCU
Molecule: messenger RNA, 6333 nt
Organism: Amborella trichopoda
Lineage: Eukaryota; Viridiplantae; Streptophyta; Magnoliopsida; Amborellales; Amborellaceae
Gene: CALS5
Product: callose synthase 5
Biological process (GO): (1->3)-beta-D-glucan biosynthetic process
Cellular component (GO): plasma membrane; 1,3-beta-D-glucan synthase complex
Molecular function (GO): 1,3-beta-D-glucan synthase activity
Source: RefSeq, a predicted model, not a curated record